AUGUCAUUUUUUUUAAAUAAAUAGGACUUUCAAGUUUCAACUCCCAAACACUACUUGCUCGUGUAUACUUAGGGGUCGAGUGGGCGACUUUCUUCAGCAUCACCGCUUGGCUCCUGUGGAAGAAUAGAAAUGACAUGUGCUUUAAAGGUAUCUCAGCCACUCUCACUCCUCCUUCCUUGGCUCAUUCGAUUCUUGCAAAAGUGAAGCUAUGGAGUGAAGCCUGGAACGCCCCGUCCUUGCUGCCGUGCGGAAAGAGGGCCUCUGCUCCUCGGAGGGUGGUGGACAUUGCUUGGAGCUCGCCUCCUAACGGAUGGGUGAAACUAAACAUUGAUGGGGCCUCAAAUGGUAACCCCGGACCGGCUGGGGCGGGAGGCGUGUUGAGGGAUGGAGUCGGGCAUUGGAUUGUUGGUUUUGUGGCUAUGAUUGGCGAAGCUCCUGCAGCUUUGGCAGAGCUAUGGGCUUUUUUUCAUGGCUUGGAUAUCGCGUGGAAAUCAGGGCAUCGCCAGAUUGAGAUCGAGUCGGACUCUCAGCUUGCCAUCCAGUUAAUUAAUGACAGACAUGAUCCGGUGCACCCUUACGCCACCUUGUUAGCAGCUAUUCGCAGGAGGAUUAGUCGGGACUGGUUGGUGCGCAUUGUUCAUGUGUACCGCGAAGGGAAUAGAGUCGCGGACUGGCUCUCGAAGCACAGUCUCGUCUAUCCCUUCGGGUUACAUGCACUUGCACACCCGCCGUCAGGGGUGAUUACCAUUCUCCAGGACGAUAUUCAGGGGGUCUCUUUUGAGCGGCGGAUUGUGUCCCGCCAUGACACCUCCUCUUCCUCCCAUCCCCCCAUGUAACCUCUCUUUUUCUUGGCUUUUGCCUCCUUGUAUGCAAAAAAAAAUAUAUACAAGAGAAUAUUUAUCAACUAUCAGCUAUAAUAUUAAUUGAUAUAAUUGAAGUCAUUAUCAAUCUCCUAAUAAAUUAAUCACAUACGU
Molecule: messenger RNA, 974 nt
Organism: Linum trigynum
Lineage: Eukaryota; Viridiplantae; Streptophyta; Magnoliopsida; Malpighiales; Linaceae
Source: the annotation of a GenBank genome assembly